This is a messenger RNA of Sinocyclocheilus rhinocerous, 1290 nucleotides long. RefSeq names its product 6-phosphofructo-2-kinase/fructose-2,6-bisphosphatase 2-like. Gene Ontology annotation, molecular function: fructose-2,6-bisphosphate 2-phosphatase activity; ATP binding; 6-phosphofructo-2-kinase activity. The record is from RefSeq and is a predicted model, not a curated record. Lineage: Eukaryota; Metazoa; Chordata; Actinopteri; Cypriniformes; Cyprinidae. Gene Ontology annotation, cellular component: cytosol. The transcript has 12 exons. Bases 1 to 1242 code for a protein of 413 amino acids. Gene Ontology annotation, biological process: fructose 2,6-bisphosphate metabolic process; fructose metabolic process.
AUGACCAUCCUCAUGCAAGGGACCCUUAUUUUCGUGUAUAAAGACUCACUUCACUCUGUUGCUUUCCCUGCGUAUGUUGGUAACAGUUGUGUGUUUCUGUCAGUUUUUAACCUGGGCGUUUAUAGACGUGAGGCGGUACAGUCGUACAAGUCUUUCGACUUCUUCCGUCAUGACAAUGAAGAUGCCAUGAAAAUCAGGAAACAGUGUGCCAUCGUGGCUCUACAGGAUGUGAAAUCUUAUCUGAAUGAGGAGGGAGGGCAGAUCGCUGUUUUUGAUGCCACAAACACAACCAGAGAGAGAAGGAACCUCAUCCUGAGUUUUGCGAAGGAAAACGCAUAUAAGGUGUUUUUUGUGGAGUCACUUUGUGACGACCCAGAAGUCAUUGCUGCCAACAUACUGGAUGUGAAGGUUUCCAGUCCUGAUUAUCCUGAGAGAGACCGAGAGAGUGUGAUGGAGGAUUUCCUGAAGAGAAUCGAGUGCUAUAAAGUCACUUAUCAGCCGCUAGACCCCGAUGACCAUGACAAGGACCUGUCCUUCAUCCAGGUGAUUAACGUCGGCCAGCGUUUCCUGGUGAACCACGUUCAGGAUUACAUCCAGAGCAAGAUCGUUUACUACCUCAUGAAUAUUCAUGUUCAGAAACACUCCAUCUACCUCUGCCGCCACGGCGAGAGCCAGCACAACGUCCAGGGCUGCAUCGGAGGAGACUCCGAGCUCUCCAGCAGAGGAAAAGAGUUUUCUAAAGCCCUGCGUGGGUUCCUGGAAAACCAGAAGAUCCCAGACCUGAAGGUGUGGACCAGUCAGCUCAGACGCACCAUCCAGACGGCCGAGGAGCUGGGCGUCCCGUACGAGCAGUGGAAAAUCCUCAACGAGAUCGACGCCGGCAUCUGUGAGGAAAUGACAUAUGAAAAGAUUAAAGAAACACACCCGGAUGAAUAUUUUCUCAGAGACCAGGACAAAUACCAUUACAGAUACCCAGGAGGAGAGUCCUAUCAGGACCUGGUGCAGCGGUUGGAGCCAGUAAUCAUGGAGCUGGAGAGACAAGGCAAUGUGCUGGUCAUCUGCCACCAGGCUGUCAUGCGUUGCCUCCUCGCCUACUUCCUGGACAAGAGCGCUGAUGAUUUGCCAUAUCUGAAGUGCCCCCUCCAUGUCGUCCUGAAACUCACCCCAGUGGCUUAUGGGAAGUUCCAGACAGGCAGUGCCGCCCACUCUGCUGAGAAGGAACAGCUUUACGCCACUAUCUAGUCAGGAUCAAGUCAAGCGGCCCCGCCUCUUCAGCGUCGGCAACCCGCC